Talaromyces atroroseus is the source of this 2499-nucleotide messenger RNA. RefSeq lists its product as hypothetical. Gene Ontology annotation, molecular function: transcription cis-regulatory region binding; zinc ion binding; DNA-binding transcription factor activity, RNA polymerase II-specific. Gene Ontology annotation, cellular component: nucleus. Gene Ontology annotation, biological process: regulation of DNA-templated transcription; DNA-templated transcription. The record is from RefSeq and is a predicted model, not a curated record. The transcript is spliced from 8 exons. The coding region runs from base 1 to 2499 and encodes 832 amino acids. Lineage: Eukaryota; Fungi; Ascomycota; Eurotiomycetes; Eurotiales; Trichocomaceae.
AUGGCCUCGCCAUCACAUGACCUCGCUCCCCGAAACCGGCUAACCCCACUUCGUUUGAAAAGCGUCUUAUUUGCAGCAUCCAUACCGUUUUCUGGGCUCAAUCCAGGCACCCAAAAAUUUGAUUCUGCCGUCAUUCCAUCAAAUUUUGCGACAUCGGACGUGGACUGCAAGGGAAACCAGAAAUACGCCCCCAUUGGCAACAUAAACCCCAGAGUGGCGGCGCACGGGGUGACGGGCGGCAUCGGAGGGGGAGGGGUUGGCCAAUUUCCAUCUGAGUCUCAAAGUGCGACUCCAGCAACGAGCCCGGGUCGGCUCAAUGCGAAACUGCAUGCCCCCGGUCUUGUAGCUUCGCUUGCCGGAAGGAAGCGCAAUGGAGCUGGCGCCGGGCUGGAUAGUUCGCCUGGCAGCAUUGAUGAGAUCGAUGAAGGGGAUCAGCAAGAGGAGAAGAAGAGACAGCCCGUCAAACGUGCCUGCAAUGAGUGUCGUCAACAAAAACUCCGGUGUGAUGUGGUCCAAGACCCGUUCAUGGAAUGCUCGCGUUGUCGUCGUCUCAAACUAGAUUGUAAAAUCGAAACCAACUUCAAGCGAGUCGGGAAAAGAAGUCGCAACGCCGAGAUGGAACGGGAGAUUAUCGAGCUGAGGAGACAAAUUGCGAAUGUGAAUGCUACCAACGCGUCGUUGAAGGCCCAACAAGGCGUCCCGAGCAAACCACACGAGGCGUCUGCCAUAUCGACUCCGCUGAGUGCUGGGCCAAUGUAUCAGACACCUACACCACUGUCGGCAGACCAGUACAUGGGCUCACACGAAGCCGUGGCAUCGCUACUGGAUUUGCGCUCCGGGUUUGAUGGAGCAAACUAUAUGCGGAAUGGUGGCCACCAGUUCAAAAGAAUAGAAGAUGUCAUGGUCGCAACGGAUCGGGUCAACGAGCUAUUCAACUUAUUCUUUACCUUUUAUCACCCCUAUCUCCCGUUCCUUGACCGCGAGAUCACACCUGAAGAUUAUUACGCGACCUCUCCCCUCCUCUUCUGGAUGAUCAUCAGCGUAGGUGCACGCCGGUAUCAAACUGAUAUCCACCUCUUAAAUUCACUAUCCGGUCCGGUAACACGUCUUGUUUGGAGCACCAUCGCCGACAUACCUCAGAGCUUUCACGCCGUCAAAGCAAUCUGCUUGCUUUGCACUUGGCCGUUCCCAACCAGCAGCACGUCCACCGACCCUACCUUUAUGCUGUGCGGUCUUAUGAUUCAUGUUUCUAUGCAACUGGGUCUCCACCGGCCUUCCCAUACACAAGAUUUCUCGAAGUUUAACGUUGAACUUCUUGAGUCGGAGCUCAGGGAUAAAGUCAGGACGUGGGCUAUCUGCAAUAUAGUAGCACAAAGGGUGGCAACUGGCUAUGGACAACCUCCUUCGACUUUGUACGACUGGACUCUGGGUGCUAGCGAAAUCCUUGAUCCAAAUUUCCGACUACCUCGUGAAAUCAAGGCCAGGUUACAGAUUGAAGAGUUUGCCGACAAGGUGACCAAGGCAUUGUAUAAUAACAGGAGGAACCCAGUGGGUCUGGCUGAGGGAAACGAGAGGCCUUCGCUUAUCUCAUUUCUAAUCCGUGAUUACGAGGAUCUAGAGGAUCAGUUGAAGGCUGAGAAUGAUGCUAUCACUGAUCUCUACCUGAGAGCAGCUAGUCUCCACAUGCACCUAUGCUCAUUCUUUGACGAUCCAUCAUUACCAGGAUAUCGCGAACGUCUUCUUGCGCUGCACUCGGCAACAUGCAACUUCCUGGAGUCUGCGUUGAAUCUGGAGACCGAUGUAGGCCCAGUGCUUCCCUACACGCCGUACUACAUCUUCCAGAUGAUGCUCGCGGGCGGGUACUCCUUGAUGAAGCUGUGCAAGAGCUUUUUUUCCGCUCAUAUAGACUUAGAGUACACCAAGAGACUCUUCAACAGAACGAUAUGGUCUAUCCGGGCCAUUUCAGUGUCAAACAAUGAUUUACCUCAGCGAUUAACCGAAGUUCUUACCCAGAUGUGGAAACAGGGAGGCGCUCCAACUCCACGACCGGCUUCAUCAUCAUCAACAAUUGAUGAUUCCCUACAACUCAAGGUUCGAUGUCGAAUGAGCAUGUCUCUGGUCUACGAUUCAGUCUGGCGAUGGCGAGAAGACGCAUUGGCCAAAGGUCGCAAUAUCGAAGCCUCCCUCAAAAACCCCACCGACCCCGACUCCAACGGUGAAUCUACUGCUCCCUCGGCUCUUGCACCACAGGGUCGAGCCUCAUCAACCACACCUGGAGUCAACGGCGACCCCAGUCUGGCGCCUGCUCCCGCAGUCUCACACGGCCUCUCCAUGUCUGCUUCGUCUAGUGGUGUAGGCAAUCUUCCCAGUUCUGUCAGCGGCUUUCUGGAACCCAACUACGAGGUUUUUGAUCCUUUGAACUGGCUUCUCGAUGGCUUAGUUGACUUCCCGUAUAACAUGCCCAUGCAGGGUAUAGAAACGCAAGGGUUAGCCGGAUGA